Messenger RNA from Osmia bicornis bicornis, 1778 nucleotides. RefSeq names its product aristaless-related homeobox protein-like (gene hbn). Lineage: Eukaryota; Metazoa; Arthropoda; Insecta; Hymenoptera; Megachilidae. The transcript has 4 exons. Gene Ontology annotation, biological process: regulation of transcription by RNA polymerase II. The coding region runs from base 342 to 1232 and encodes 296 amino acids. Gene Ontology annotation, molecular function: RNA polymerase II transcription regulatory region sequence-specific DNA binding; DNA-binding transcription factor activity, RNA polymerase II-specific. The record is from RefSeq and is a predicted model, not a curated record.
UUGACGCAUUUUCUUUUCGAAGCCAGAGUCGCGUGCAACCUCGACGCUCCAUCGUUUUUCUUUUAUACUUUCCCUGUUCGCGUUGUUCUUUCUUUAUUUCUUUAUUUCUUUCUUUCUUUCAUUCACGCGAGUCGAAUUGCGAUCAACUUGUUUCACUCGCGCCAACUGGGACGUUUUCUUCGACGGAGCUCCAUCUGUCCGCCAACAACAGCGGGAAAUACGAUUCAUCUUCGAUGAGAGAGAACUUUUCACCAGUGAUCCAUCGUGAACCGUACGCGACUUCCGGUUACCCUUCGACUACGCUGCGACUGUGAUUUCCGGCUACAUUGCCGUGACGAAGCAUGGCGCAAACUUACAAUCAGAAGAAGAACGUGUACAGCAUCGAUCAGAUAUUGGGACACGCGAAGGACGAAGAUCACGCGACCUCGUCCGAUGUGAUCGGCGAUGGAGGAGAUACGGAACUCGGUCAUUUGAGCGACCAUCAGAUAAACGAUGCUCUGCACGAUCCCUUAAAUCUAGGAGAGUCGGACCGACCACGCAAGGUUCGAAGGUCCCGUACCACCUUCACCACCUACCAGUUACACGAGUUGGAAAAAGCAUUCGGGAACACACAGUACCCGGAUGUGUUCACCAGGGAAGAGUUGGCGAUGAGGCUAGAUCUGUCUGAAGCUAGGGUACAGGUUUGGUUUCAAAACCGUCGAGCAAAAUGGCGCAAGAAGGAGAAGUCUCUGGGAAGAGAUACCAGUUUCAUGCACGUGGAACAAAGCGGUGUCAACGAGUUGUCCCUUCACGCCCGCCUGCUCCAAACGGCCGGCGGUGUGCCAGGUGCGGAUCCAUCGGGAGGACCAGCGGGUGCCUUUCCCUGGUUCAUCCCGCCGGUGUUCCCACCACCGUGGCCGGCCAGUGCACCGAAACUUCCCCCUUUGCACGCAAUCCUCUCGCAGUACAUCGGCCUACCCCUUCCGCAGAACCUGGCGUCUCUCGGUACAGUACUUCCGGUCGGCUUGAACCCGGCAUCGUCCCUCAACCACAAUAACGUAAACGGACACUCGCUUGGCAGUCAUCUACCAGGACAUUCGUUGAACCUUGGGGUGCAGAGUCUGCCGCAGAAUUUAAGUUCGAAACACGACAAGGAGGAGGAUUCGGCCUCGUCCGACGACGAGAUCAGGAGACAAAGCGCCGAGGUUCUCAGAGUGAAGGCUGAAGAGGUUCUACGCAAGGUGGAUAAUUAACUGUGAAGAUUCUAAUGACGAACGAUGGCCUGAUGUAAAUAUCGAGGAAGGUACUCGGGAUCGGAGAGGACUACUGACGGAGUGGUGCGAUUGAUCGAGAACAAUCAGGAAUGAAUCUAAUGUAUAUUGUAUGAAAGGUUCAAUUAGGAUGUAAUGUAAGGGUUGAGAACUCUGUUGCAGUGAAAUGCAACCUAGUCUAUUUAGGUUAGCCGUGGGAUGGCGACUGAAAUCGUUUCGUCAACUAUGGAAUUUGGUACUAAUAUAUUUUUUUUUGAGUUAACGAUGCGAAGACGUCGAAACCGCUGGCGGUUUUUCUAUGGCUUAGAAGUACUUCAUUUGAUCAGCAAGUGUUAAUGUUCAAAUUAUCUUCUUGAUUAUAAUCGACGAUGCAUGAAGAUAGAGCAUCAAAUUAAAUGAUUUUGCCUGAAUACGAAACGAUCGAGGCUACCCCACGGCGAAUGAGCAAUUUUUGUAAUAUACAUGUAUAAUACGCAAACGUGCAUAUAUAUAUAAACAAAAUAUAGAUCACGUACAAUAUCUUUUCAU